UGCAUACUAUAUUAGGUGAACUUUUUAAAUAUCUUUAGUUCCUUUAUCGCACUUCCUUCAGCUCUAAAUUAUAGUACCAGGUUACCAAUAUAUCAUAUUUGGAUGCACCAAAUUAAAUUUAUUAUUUAUCAUUUUCCCCACUGUAACUGUCGUAUAAAUAUAGAGGGUGCGUGGGUAUGAAGUGUCAUUCAAACGUUGGAUAGAUAGUACGUUAACCAAGAUGAGAGCUGUCAGUGUAAUUGUGGGAUUAUGCCUAGUUAUAUGCUGUAGUGCCGCACCUAAAAUCGAUGAUGGAUCAUCUUGGGAUAAUCUUUUACAAAUUGGAGGUGAUGUAGAAGUAACAAAAACAGCUUCAUCAAGCCGAAGCUCCGAUGUUUCCUUCACUGAUUUCGUCCAGAACUACAUUAAAUCUCACGACGUCUCCUUCAACCUUCCGCUCAUCGGUUCCACAGUCACUUUAGGCGGUAGAAACCUCGACAACGAAGAACUUUCUUUCAAACUGAAAUUCGACUCUGGCAGCCAAGUCCAAGCCCGCAAGAAGUCCAAAAUCAAGAAGAUCUUCGUUCCGAUCCUAGCCUUCAUCUUGAUCAAAGCCAUGACUUUGAUUCCUCUAGCCCUGGGUAUUCUUGGAAUCAAAACCUGGAACGCCAUUCAGCUGUCUUUUGUGUCGUUCGUUACUACUCUGGCUUUGGCUGUUUGGAAGCUGUGCUCUAAGGUUAAUGGAGAUCAUCCUCAUCCACAAGUCAUCCACGAAACUUUUGAUCCUCAUCAUUUCGAUCAUCAUCAUAUUGCCGCUUCCAGGUCUGAUCAAAUGGAAGGUGUACAAAUGGCUUACAACGCUUACGCGCCUGCCCAAAACUAGGACAGAACUCCUGUGAUUUGUUAUGUAUAAUAAUUUAUUUCUGUUAAUAAAAAGCUCUUAAAAAUGGAUUAUUUUUUAUCUAAAAUUAGAUAUAAAGAAUUUCUUUUAAUGUGAAUGUAACUGAGCUGAGAAAUGAAAUUUUUCAGUAAACUAGU
Molecule: messenger RNA, 1017 nt
Organism: Sitophilus oryzae (rice weevil)
Lineage: Eukaryota; Metazoa; Arthropoda; Insecta; Coleoptera; Curculionidae
Exons: 2
Coding region: 221-862 (213 amino acids)
Source: RefSeq, a predicted model, not a curated record